Molecule: messenger RNA, 1749 nt
Organism: Notodromas monacha
Lineage: Eukaryota; Metazoa; Arthropoda; Ostracoda; Podocopida; Cyprididae
Source: the annotation of a GenBank genome assembly
AUUUAUUUUCAAUUAAGGAAUUUUCAGGAUAAGAAUAUGAAGCUCGUUGUGUUGCGGGAGGGUGGAUCUCGUAUGGAAGUACAGUUGUCGAAGUUCCUUACUUCCAUUGGACGUGACGCGAACUCGGACGUUAAAAUCUGUCAUCCGUCAGUGUCGCGACGCCACUGUAUAAUCCGGACUACAGAACACAAUGUGUAUAUGGAAGUGUUGAGCUCAAGUGGUGCAUUGGUGAAUGGUGCUCUGGUUCGUCAGGGACAAACUGUGGAUAUGCGACAGGGCGACAAGAUCGCUUUUAGGUCCAACGCGAUCCAGUUACCGACAAUUGUCGUGGACAAGACCAGGAUCAUCCGCCAACAGACAUUGGUGGCGGAUUUGGACUCGGAACUGCGCAGAGUGAUUGAAGCGGAAACGGAAGAGCCAGCCCAACGAAGGUCUCGUUCCCGCUCUGUGAUCCGCCAACAACAACAAUCAUCAUCAUCCUCGUCCUCACCGGAAGUCACUUCCACUCUGGACGCCAUCGUGGAUGCCGUGACUUGCUCCAUUUGCAUGGAACUCGUGCACAAUGCCGUGUCGCCGUGCCAAUGUUUGCACGCGUUUUGCGGCGGGUGUUUGUCUGCCUGGGUUUUUCGACGCGGCACUCCGCGCGUCAAUUGUCCCAAGUGUCGGACGAGCAUGCGAUCCGUGUCGGCGAAUCACGUGGCGGCGAGCAUUUCUGCCGAGUUGGAAAAGGUGCGACCGGAUGAUGCGAAAACGCCCGAGGACAAGACGGUGUCGGACCAGGCCAAUCGGUUUGCCGGCAAGAAGGUUUUUCAUUUGGCCGACAUGUUUUUGGCCGAGUAUGGGAGCCACUCGAGGAAUUGGCGACGACGACGACUGAGGAACAAUCAUCCGUCUCCGACGCAGUGAAGUGAAGUGAAGUGAAUCUGAAGGAAUGGGAAGAAGAAAAUCGUUUUGUCUGCCGGAGAGCCACCCUCCUUUUUUUUUUUUUGCGCGCGCGCGUGUGUUUUUUUUUGAAAAACGAGAGGGAAGAAGUUGAAAUGUACGAGAUUUUUUUUUUUUUGCAUUGCACGAGAGCCAAUUUAUAUGCGCAUGAUAAACAUGUUAUACAUCUGAAUUGAAGGAACUAACGCGUCCUAGGUGUGUUGAGUUUAUCGUAUUUACCGGACUACAGGCCACACUGUUGAAUUUUUGGCAGUUUUUUUUUUUGGUUUUGGUGCCUCUAAUUUUACGAGAUUUUUUAUGACGAAAGAAAGGUCAAUUAAGCGUGUGUAUGGAAUGUUGAUGGGAUCCAGACUCCGAAAGAAAAAAAAUUAAUUCCCUUGUGAAAGAGGUUGAAUUUCUAUGUGUUGAGGAUCCCCGAGGGAAUUUUAAAUGAGCUGCUUAAAUUAAAUGCACUCAUAUUGCGGUUGUUCAGUGUAAGACAUUUGAAAAUUGAAAUCGUGUCAAGCAUAAGAGAAGAGUCUUUAUUUUUUUUUGGCAACCACAUUAGAAAAAUUAAUAAUUUGAUCAACUACGGGUUCUCAUUUUAAGGGAAAAAAAGUGCCUUGUGUUUGAACCACGGAUUUUGUCAACAGGUAGAUAAAUCUAGAUUUAUAAAUUUUUCUUUUUAUAAGAGUGGCCUGUAGUCUAGUGAAGUUUGGUCUUGAUUUUCUUUUUCGUUUCCCUGAAGUUACCACACUGGGAAUUUUUUUAACACUCGGGAAAACUUUUUUUUUUUGGUUCCUUGUCCAAGAAAUUGCGGAUAUGGUA